Molecule: messenger RNA, 600 nt
Organism: Phytophthora sojae
Lineage: Eukaryota; Oomycota; Peronosporomycetes; Peronosporales; Peronosporaceae
Exons: 1
Coding region: 1-600 (199 amino acids)
Source: RefSeq, a predicted model, not a curated record
AUGCGAGCGAGACGCACCCAGCACCAAGACGUCCCUCAGAUAUCCCUUCCAAAGCGCCGAUCGCUCCAAACCAUCAAGCCGUCCGUAGAUGAUGAGGGCGACAGCCAACCACUAACCAGCCACAACAGCACCAUGAUCCCAAGUGAUAGCAAGGGCAACGACGACGACCGUGAUAGCAACCUCGAGCUUACUCGCGCUGAGGCCGCAUUGGAAGCGGCGCAAUGUGAUGAGUUCGAGUUGGCAUUUCGCCUCUGUAUAGUCGAAGACGACUUGGAGUUACUACGACGUACAAUGACGAUCGUCGGGACUCCUUGCAUGGCGACACUAUCAAACGUGGCGCGCAAUGCGUUGUGCACUGCGUUCUUAUCGCUCCUAGAUGGCGAUACUCGCGAGGGCGCCGAAGACUCAUCCGAUGUAUGGCUGGCAUUGCAGUGGCUGCAGCAUUGGGCAGCAGACGUCAAACAAAGCGAUCGACGGCAGUUCGACCAACUCGAUGCUCGGGUAGCGCAGGCGCUACUUGCAAAGCUCCACGAGAUGUCUACAUUAUCGUCGAAGUCGGCGCUCGCAGCAGCGCACGUGCUGUUUCUGCUCGGCGAAUGA